Messenger RNA from Moneuplotes crassus, 1501 nucleotides. The record is from the annotation of a GenBank genome assembly. Lineage: Eukaryota; Ciliophora; Spirotrichea; Euplotida; Euplotidae.
CCUUUUUCAUACUGAUUGCUACUCAUUUUUUGGGUGCGAUCAACUACAUGAUUCUUCUUCCAUUUAUUCCAAUUGAAUUCAAGAGGUUUGACCUAAGUCCAUCAACCUAUGGAUACAUCUACGCCAUGUUCGCCUUUACCAAUCUGCUGGUUACUUUUAUUGUGGUGAGAGUUAUGGAUCACUUCGGCAGAAAGAACACUUUGUUGGGAGGAGUUGCCUGAAUGACAGUCUGAAUGGCUUUACUUGUUAUGACAAGCUACUUUCAAAGCAGCGAGAUCUUGGUUCCAGUGUUGUUUGCUGUGAGGGGGCUUCAAGGUGCAGCAACUUGUUUGAUAGAUACUUCAGUUUAUGCAAUCAUCUGAGUAUCAUUCACCAAAAACAGGAUCAGAUAUUUGGGCCUCAGCCAAUCGUCAAAAGGAGCUGGAUCAACAUCAGGGCCUAUAAUCGGAACCCUCAUGUAUUCGCUAGUUGGAUUUCGAGGCAUCUAUUUUAUCAUGACAGGGCUUUUCAUUGUUCUAUUAUCCCUCCUUUCCUUCAAAAUAUCAAAAUCUGUGGACAUCCGUGAAGGAGAAAACUCUUGGACUGUAAGAGAUUUCUUGGUAACUAAUGACGCUGAAGCACAGAAAGACAGAGAGCAAGCAGAAGACAUAUCAUGCUGGAAACUACUCACAAGCAAAGUGUACUUGCUCACGACGAUUUGAGUGUUCCUAUGCUUCUUCAACUUCUGCUUUUAUGAACCUGUUCUUUCAACGGAAUUAAUGGCUAAGGGACUCUCUAAUUCUGAAAUAGGCAUCAUAUUUUCAAUUGCUCCGAUUUGUUAUUUCAUUAUGCUGCUGAUCUUCUCAUUCUUUGGAGAAAAAUUAUGUUCAAGAAAGUUGGUAGUCGUUGGGAUGGUUCUCGGUGCUAUUGGAGUUUUUCUUAUGGGACCAACUUCUUUCAUACCAGAUUGGUUUUUGUUCUCUUCAGCAGGAGCUGGAAGGUUAGUAGACUCUUCUAGAGCUUACUUUUACACAAUGGGAGCAGGACAUUUUAUCAUGGGCAGCUCGUCUGUGUUGUUCUUUCUUCCUAUUUUACCAAUCAUUAUUGAAGAUGGAGUCUCAAAAUAUCCAAAUCACCAAUCCAAGAUAGCUGAUAUUUCAUCAGCAGUAUUUAAUUUCUCGCUAACAGCUGGUGUAGGAGUUGGUUCUAUAUAUGGAAGCUAUAUCACUCAAUAUUUCGGAUUUAGAAAAUGUUGAACAUCCAUUGCGUUGAUAACCCUCUUAUACAGUUUGGUUUACCUAAUCUUAUGCGUAAUUCCUCAGGCUCCUCCAAAACUAAACUCCUCUACUCAAUCUAUUAGCACGAAGGCAACAGCCAAGGAUUCCCAAGAAAUAACACAGCAGGUUCAUUACAGACCAGAAAUGGAGACUCAGAGAGAGUUUUUAAAAAGGGCAUAAGUCGUUGAAAAUUAAUGAAUUCGGAAAGUAGCCAUGUUCCUUUGGGCGAGGGUAGAGUGUUGUAC